CGGUUUAAUGUCUUCCCCGGUAUUUUCAAGAGUCGGCAAAUCACUGCUGCGUGUUUGUCUAUUGACGCAACGUCGUGUUGUGAUUUCGUCCGGUAAUGUCACAUUAAUGCUUUGUUCUGUAUGUCUCUCCACAUUAGUAGAUAUUUUGUGGUAGGUCUUGUAAGGUAUGUGAGUAUAGAUAGCAUCAUGUUAAACUUAAAUAGCGUGUCAUGAAUUAAGUCAUUAUUGAAGACCAUGUCUAAAUUACAAUAAAGGCUGUCAAGUAAUAUAGGUAGUUCAUGCUCACAUCUCAUCAAUAAUUCGUACUGUUUUCUGGUUAGUAAGCAUUUAGUAUAAUACUCGAAAAUUUGUUUCUUGUUUAAAGUAUUCUUAACGUAUUUAUAAGUAUUUGUGUAAUUACGGUUUAUUUCUUAUUCUAGUAAUGCGACUUUGAAAAUCUGUUCAAGUCACAAUGGCUUUCUUAAAACUAAUAAUAAUCCAGUCAUAUUUUUUCUCAGAACCCACACUGUAUAUGAGGUAUUAUUCAUAUAUUAAUAGUUCUGUCCCAUGGAUUUCUUGCAGAUCCGUCCAAGUUUAUUCUUACUUGCUUCGAGAAUAGUUUAUCGUGAUGGUGCGUCACUUAAUAGGCAACUUAACCAGAAUUGAAGACUACUAAACGAGUUUAUUUCCUUCGAGAAACCGAUUAAGUCAACAUGCUAAUAAAAUGAACUAAUCUUAUACUUAAUUACAAAGUUACUCAAAACCACACCUAUGCUCGUGUGUUAUGCUAGUAUACAAUUAAGUAUAAAGAAUCAUAGUUGGAAGGGUCGUCAACUCGUUCUGCACAAAUAACAUGCAAAGAUGCACAAUUUUAGUUCCAAGUCGAGAAACUUCAUAUUAGUCGAAAUAUACAGUGCUGUGUCAAGGAGUCAGGCCAACCUAAGCACUGUACCACACUUCGUUUGUCCUAGACUUUGGUAUUUCUGACCUAGCAAUCAUGAGUAUUUACUGGGCCUGAAUGUAGUACACGCCAUAAGUUCGAGUGCUUCCUACUAGUUUGAAACAAUUAUUGUGAUUAUUAUCAUCCUGAAAAAAGUAUGUGUUUGCGAUUGUAUAGCUUUGAAAAUGAAUUCGCUAAAAAGAGAUCUUUUCGCUGAACCAAUCAUAUUUAAUGUCUUAAUGGGUGUAUUCCGUUUACUUAAACAAAAUAAACAUAUUCUUGUAUUUAAGCUGUGUAGUUAUAGAGUAUUUAGCACAUCACCUAUCAAAAAGAAACAUGCUGGUUCAACCCCAUUAUUUAUUAAGUAGCUUCUCUCUCAUCUCUAAUCAACUGUUUAUUCUGAAUUAGAAAUCCUAUAGAACUACUCAGUAUCCUCACUCUAGUUCUCCACAAUUCUAUCAUACUGUAAGCUGUUAGAUACACAAGUCGUUUCUCAUGAAUACUACGCUAAAUGAGUGAAAAUUCAAUGUUUUUACGAAUUCUUGUUGCUACAUUAGCAUCGUUGUAUAAAAGAUAUGUAUCACGAUCAAACAUUUGUGUGUACGUGACGUGUUAAUCUGUAAAUACUUUUGUUUACGCUCGACUAAUUCAUGUGCUAAAGUUAACAUCGCCUAGAUAAUCUAUUUAGUCAUUCAAAACAGCCACUCGCUCAGUUUAAUUAAGAGUUUGUAAGGAUUGCCUAAACGUGUGAUUUAUGGGUAAUUUUAGGUGUUCCUUCGCUCCGUGUGGUAAAAACGUAUCAGUCGAUGAUAGGUUUGCUACCAUAGUGAGUCAACUAAAAAAUUGUAUUCCCAAACUUUUGUAUAAAUACAAAUAUUGGGUAAAAACAGCACUACCUUUUCAAAAAUAUAAAAACCCAUAAUUAUUUCUUUGUAGUUUCAAUGGAGCAUACCAGUAUCAACUAUCCUGAGAUAUAUAAGGAUGAAUCUACUAUAGAGGAAAAAUUUGAUGUCCAGGUACGAGGAUUGUUUUCCUCAUAUUUUUUUAACUACCCAUUAAGGUUGUGCCAUUCCAAAACAAUGCUUUUAAUAUGUGUAUAAGACUUAUAUAAACAAAAGGCGUUUUAUGUGUAAUCGAAUUCUGCCCACAUUAAAUCAAUAAGUUUUUGAAUCUCCGUCGACUGAGAUGGUUAGGAUAUGUACUACGCAAACCCAUCCACCAACCACCUCGACGUGCGAUAAUGGCUGGUGCAGGAGCAGGUUAGGAGAAAUGUAGGGACGGCCAAACCAAGACAUGGUAUUAACACAUAAAGACACUGACUGUUGAACUGAGUCGUGUAGGUGCGUGUAGAUUAUUUGGUUGGGGUCCACGUGAUUAUGGUAACCGAUUGUUAGAGAUGGCGCAGGUACAUUCCCUCUAGAUUCCUCAUAAAUUUUCCCCAUUAUUUCACUAAGUUAUAUUUUAUCGGAUGGUCUCUUGUAUGUGUAGUCUUUUCUAUUACCACUAAUACUGCUAUUACCUCAACAACUAUGGGAUUCACCCUGGCAAUUUCAUCUCUGCACGCUAACGGGUUAUGGCAACUUAAACCGAUGUAUACAUAUGCUAGGUUCUAGGCUGCGUUCGACUGAGUGUCUAAACCCUUAGUAAAGAUUCUCGUGAUCGUUUUAUAACCAGAAACUAGUACACAACAUUACUCUGGAGUACUUAACUAGCUUAUUUCAACUUUACAUUUCGUGCCUAAUGCAGUCCAGUAGCGUGAGAUAUCUGGUUUGAAAUUCAGUAAUUAUGAUUAGUUAAUGUAACUUAAUAAGCUGUUCGCAAUAUGCAAGACCUAUUCAAUUUUAAAUAUUUCUAGUAUUAGAGCAAAUAGUUUUGUAAAGUGAUAAGCAACCAUUUUCCGUUGUUUAAGGAAUAAGGAAAAACUCAACCUAUAUUAAUUUGUUGAUAUUAUAGCAAUUAUUUCUCAUGUGAACAGUUUAUCCGAAAUCCAUGUCCAGGUUUCUUCGAAUUCGAUAACUUAGUGUCGGAAAAUUGAAUUUUUCCAAAUACAGUUAGUAAUAAUCUUCAUUCUUAAGUUCGUGCAUGCCCAGAAAUUCGCAAGGCUCGUUUUGUGAAUUAAAUACACAAUAAGGAAGUACAAUAAUAGUAAUCUUUAGCACUCUACUUAAAGUGGAGGACUAGUCUAUUAACAAUUCAUGUCUUGACGUCAAAUUAUAUACUUAAUUGUGAUUUUGUAUGUUAUAUGUUCACUUUGUAUCGUGGAAAUUACCAUUGAGAAGUAGACCAUUCUCUACUUACAAUUUGGCUGGACCUACCUAAUUUGUUUACAAAGUAACCUUUUCCUUCCUGGCUAGAUUCAUGAUCCUUACAGAUGGCUAGAAGACCCGGAUUCUGCCCAGACAAAAGCUUUUGUAAAGGCACAAAAUCUGAUAACGGAGCAGUUCUUGCGUAAAUGUCCAUACACUUCGAAAAUCAGAGAUAAAUUAACUGCUAUCUGGGACUACGAAAAAUACUCUUGUCCAUUGAAAUACGGCUCCUUUUACUACAUAUGGCAUAAUAGUGGUUUACAAAAUCAAAGUGUUCUUUAUCAAAUGAAAACGUUGUCAGGACCCACAAAAACGUUUUUAGAUCCUAACGAAAUUGAUCCAGAAGGCCUUACAUCUUUGAGAAACUACAGUUUUUCGGUGGAAGGAACUUAUUGUUGUUAUGGUCUUAGUUUUGGUGGUUCUGAUUGGUCUGAACUUAAAUUUAAAACCUGCGAAUCGGGCAAAGAUCUGCCAGAUGUUUUGAAACAUGUCAAGUUCAGUUCAAUUUCGUGGACGAAGGAUGAGAAAGGUGUUUUUUACUGUAUGUACCCUCAGCACGAAGGUAAAGCGGAUGGUACUGAAACAACUACUAAUACUGAUCAGAAGCUCAUGUACCAUCGUCUGGGUACACCACAGUCAGAUGAUAUCUUGUUCCUGGAACGACCGGAUCACCCUACUUGGAAUAUGUGCGUAUAAACAAAAGUCUUAAUUCGAAAGAUAAUUUUUUUUAAUCAUUCGCCUAUUAACUUAGCCCACUUCUAUAGUAUGUUCUGUCUCACAUUGUCUUGUUUGAAAACUUCCCAAGGCUGGUUAGCUUGAUGUUUUCAAGCUUUGUUUUAGCAGUGGCGAGAUUGUUUUUUUCCUGUUGCAAUUAAUCUCACUUGGUAUGCAUGUAUGACAUACAAAUCUUGAAUCUAUUGCUUACCAACAUGUAUCUAAAAAUUUCAUCCUACCCCUUAAAAUGAUGGUGAAUGUCAAAUAUUAGGUUGCAGGUGUUCGGUUGUAAGAGUUCUUAGUUGGAUCAUCUAACGAACGGCAUUUAGGGUGAAUCUGGAGUCAUUUUACGUUUAGUCGUAAAUGUGGAUCGAUUGAUAUGAGUGACACAUUUCCAACGUCUGAUGCUAUCCUUCUAAAGACGUAAGAAAAUUCCGACAAUGUUUUAGCUAAGUCCAUUAAGCUACUAAUUGCUCGUUAUCGGUAUAUAGGCAUGGUGUUUAUUUUAAUCCAAACAAUAACUUCUGUAUUACUAAUGCUUUUGCUCUUGUCUUUGAAUAAUUUUGUUAUAACGGUUAGAUUUCCACGUUUACACUUAUGGGACGUAAAUUUGCCUUAGACGAAUAUCUACACUAGAUACCUUUCCAGUGUCUAUUCUACAGGACUUCAGCAUAACUCAGAUCAAGAACACAUGAUUAGUCUGACCAGAAUGUAAAUAUAUUUCCACACCAAAACCCGACAUAAUCCAACAACAAUGAACAAUCAAUGAUAAUAAUUAUAAGGAUAGGGGAAUAUAUAACUCAUCUGACACCUGUUAGACUAUUUACAUGUCCGACUAAGCAGACAAUCACUAUCAUUCUCGUCCACACAUCAAAUUUUAUCUGCUAUAUAUAUAAUUUUAUUUAUUUAUUUUGACACAGAUAUUGGUACAAGGAGGUACCAGAUAUAUAUGCGCCACACAAAUCUCAUUCGAUAUGUGUGAGGGCUGGGAUACUGCCCGGGUGCCCAAACCGAAACAUGAUAUAUAUAUAUAUAUAUAUAUAUAUAUAUAUAUAUAUAUAUAUAUAUAAAUUUGUAAUAAUCGUAUACCUUAGGAUUUUGCGCUAGCUAAAGCUACUUCAGCCUGAUUUUGUAUUCACCUUUAUAUACUUUCAGACAGUAAACAUAUUUACCGUAACGUACGAUGCUGAACUAAAUUAGGUUUAAAACAAGAGUUGAAUAUCAAAAAACGUUGAACUACGCUAGUCUGUACAUUCACUGACCGUUGAUCUAGGCCACAUAAAGACUCAUAAUUCCUUUUUCUAGUGCUCAAGAUAAUGGUAGUCAAUGAAUAAAGAUGGUUUAUAUUUUUCCACGUAGUUGGUGUAUUACUAACCUUUAUUUAUUUAUCUAAACAGUUUUCAAUUUUUGUUGAUUGUUUUUCCAAUGUUUCAUUUCCACAAGAUUGUGUCUGGUACUCUUAAUAUUAUAUCACGUAAAUCGAAAUCAAUAAGAUUAUACGUCUUUGUUUCAUUGAUAUGAUCUCUUACACUGGCAUAUGUUUUCGUGUUAUAUGUAUUUUGAAAUAUCAGUCAAGGAGAAGUGUCUGAUUGCGGGAGAUACUUACUGGUAACUUUGUAUGAUGGAUGUGAACCCAAUAACCAGCUUUUCUACUGCGAUCUUGAAAAAUUCGAUCUAAUUAUCAAAAGUUAGUUGUUACGUAACCAGUUUGUCUUUGUGCAUUAACAUAGCAUUGAUCUUUGAUGUAUACUAGACCCAGUGAUUAAGUAGUUUUUGUCUUACGAUUCUUGUAUUACCAUCAAUGUAUAUCAUAUUCAUAGUAUCUGUGAUCUCUCAGCGAACACGACUUGGUGCUGGUUUAUUUUAAAGUCAAUACAAAAAGUUUGUAAUUAACCAAGCUUCAGGGAUGUGGAAGCUAGACGAAGUGGUGUGAAGGGCUGCGGGCAGUAUAACGAUCAGUAAAUCAGCUGACAUAAUCAGUGGUUUUCUGGACAGUGUACCUUAAUUCGACUGUAACUCUUCCCACAAAUUAGAUAGAAUUUAAUCUCUGGUUCUAACAUAGAUUAUGUCCUAAUGGAUAUAAUUUCAGUGGUCCUAGUCUUCAGUUUUCUGUUUGAAUACACGAAAAGCAAAUACUAUGUUAAAUUAUUAAAGACUGUAGUCACUGCAACAUUGCCAUGUAUUUUCAACGAAUAAUAACAAUAAUACUUAAGGUUUAUAUAUUUGUACACCGUUAUUAUGAGUAAAUCAAUGAGAUUAUUGAAUGUUUCUUUAGGAAUAAUGAUAUGCAGUUGUAUAUUUGCAUAGUUUGAUUUUCAGUUAGCCUCCAUUUUCCACAUUUUGCGCUAGGGUCAUGUAUUAUAAACCUCGCCAUCAAAUAUUGAAACAUUCUCCGUAGUUCAUUUUGAGUAGCAACAUCAAUGAAACCGUUACCAGUGUUAAUGAUAAUUCUUUUUAGAAAAAAUUGAGUUGAUUCCAAUCGUCGAUCGCUUUGAAGCUGUCUAUGAAUAUGUGACAAAUGAAGGUGAUUCAUUUGUAUUUCGCACCAACUUAGAUGCUCCGAUGUACAAGAUAAUCAAAAUCAAUCUUUCUAAUUGUGAUCGUGUAAGUUUGUCUGUAUGUGACUGCGAUUAUUAUCCUCAUUUAUUGGUCAUAUUUCAUAGCAAUUCUGAAGACUGCACCUUUUUUUCCUGAGGGUACCAGAAAUAUAUAUAUAUAUAUAUAUAUAUAUAUAUAUAUAUAUAUACUUAUGGACAGAUUAUAAUAAUUGCUAAAUCAUAUCACGAUUUUGCGAUAUUAUAUUCAAUCUUUUCAACCGAUUGUCAAUUAACUACCAUGGGAUUGAAUUCACUUGGUAUUGUUUGCUUGAAUCUUCCCAUAGAUGGUGGCUAGCAGUGGAAUCCAGGACACGCGUUUCGUCAUAAGUGGAUAACGCGGUGGCGUUUGAAGCGAACAGUACUGGGUUCGAGUCCCGGAGUAACCAUCAACUCUGGGAUUCAGGUACAUCUACCUGACGAGUCCCAAAUAGGAAAAAACGCGCGUCCUGGAUUCCACUGCUAGCCACCAUCCAUCUUUGCUUAUAAUAUCAUAAGAUUGAUUUAUUGGGAGCUGAUGGUUCUCACUGAACGACCAUAUAGUUUGCAAAAACUAUGUAGUUGAUUCUCUUUAGACUUUUCAGCGUUCUAUCCUGGCUUUAGAAUAAACAAACUAGUAUGAAAUCUCAGUAAGUAGUUAUGGUGCUAAAUGAUUUUAUUUUUCCACGAAUUAUUAAGUGUAUAAAAUAUAUAUUAUGUUGUGAACAAAUGCAAAUAAACACUUGCCAUGUGCGUGAUCAUACAUGCAAUUUCAUUUGAUUUUCAAGUGAGAAUGACAAAUAUGAUUAACCCCAUGAUCAUAUUCUAAACUUUUGUGAUUUUUUUGUUUGAGUCACUUGAUUUAAUUAGGCCUUCUACAAAGUGUGCAAAAACAAGCUUAGUGUAAUGGCAUGUACUUGAUAUAUAUAUGGUGAAAAUUUAUUCAGUGAUUGUUUUUUUUACAAUAAAUGUCCUAAUUCUAUUUUCCAUAUAUUCUAGCAACAUUGGGAAGAUCUUAUCGAUCACAAUGUGGAAUCACUCUUAGAAAGUGCAGUUUGUGUGAACGAGGAUAAAUUGAUCAUUUGUCAUCUAAAGAAUGUUAAGAGCUGCUUAUCCGUACACAAACUACUCACUGGGGAGAAGAUAUCGGAUAUUGAUAUUUCACUUGGAUGCGUCGCUAAUGUAACUGGACGCAAACGUGAUGAUGAAGCUUUCAUCCAUUUUACAUCGUUUCUCACUCCUGGAAUAAUUUACUCCUACAAUUUUUCCCACUCUCAUCCAAAGUUAGAGGUAAGUAGUUUGGCAGGUGAAUUGUUUGUAGCAUUACUUGUUUUUGUGUACUACAAAUCAGAAAUGGCAUCAUGCGUAUCCUGCGGUUUUCAACACUUGUUGACUGGUGAAUUAAAGUUACUUUGUCUACCGCUACCAUCGUAAGUAGGAAUUAAGCACCUGCUCAAAUGUAUCAUCUUUCAGCUAAUCUGUGAUCGGAGUAUUGUAAUCUGGUAGUUACUAUACUUAAUGCUAGCAACCUUUUUCACUGCGGAGUGGGUAGGCUUGUCCACAAAACAUAGAUCACUGGUCAUACACACCAUCAACCUAUCGUUUUCAUACCAUUGCUUGGUUCAUUUAGUAGUGAGCUUUUAUGGGUAUUCACAUAAAAAAUAUAAUCAAAUUCUUAGUGUCAGUUCACGUUCCAUUGUUCGUAUUUCUUGGUCAAGUAAAUGGCUCCAAGUUAAUUAAUGUGAUCACGAACUUUACUUCAUCCUCUUACUUAAUCACCAUGUUCAUACAUCAAAAACUUUUUUUUAGCUAUCUUACAUAUUAUAUGUCUUUCUAUUUUUGUUACUUACAUGUGCAAGUUUACCUGUUAUUAUCCUUGUUGAUGUUACUGUUUGAUGACAGGUUAUCAGAGAGUCAAAGAUUCGGGAUGUAGACUUAGAUCAAUUUGAAGUGAAACAAGUAUUCUAUGAAAGUAAAGAUAAAACUGUAGUUCCCAUGUUUCUUGUUCUACCUAAAGUAAGUAAAAAUAUUAAACGUCUUAGUAUAUAUAAAUUCACUACCUUUAUAUAACUUGUCCUAUCGAUAUCGUCACACAUCCGUCUUUCAAUACCUUUUAACUAGAAUACUAGUCAUCUCUGAAAAUCCGUGCUCAUUGUUCAUAUUUGUAAUAAUACUGGAUUAAUGUCUGUCUAUACCUUCUAUUAAACUCAAAACGUUUUGUGAUAAACCGGACAAGGCAGCUACCAUCAACCUAAUCAACUUUGCUUAAGUUGUGCUAUGUACUACUGCUAAGGGUAAAACGCUUAACUGAUUUCAUGAUUACUGCGAUCUGAAGUAUUCCUAUAAAGUACGACUUUUCAUUGACUCUGAAUCUCUUGCUAAUGAAAACUAGGGAAAUGAACUGAAAAUCACUUCAAAAUGUUACAUCUUAAAGUGGAACUUAAUUAAUUCUUUUACGAUCUCUUUUCAAACCGCGAUGAUAAUAAUAACCAUAUAAUUUAGUCCUACGUAUCAUUGCCGUUAAAAAAAUUUCAGCACAAAAUAUGCUGUAUUGCAAAGAAUCUCCGCUCAAAAUUCACCUGACUUAUGAGUAUUCAAAAAAUAUUUAUAAAAACGUUUUUAAACACCGAUUAGCUUUCAUUCACAUCAAUCCACAAAUGUUUACAACCGGUCUUGGUCCCAUGAAACUUCGUUUCAUUUCAUUAUAUAUUUGAUAUGUGAAUUCUAUAGUAAUAAUCUAUCUUUUCUUCAAAGAACAGAAAAAAAGUCCACCAUCCACUGUGAUUUGUCCUCAGUAAUUAGAUUCGCAAUAGGUCUUAAAGAUUUAAUAAAAGCAUGUGAACACACGGUUAUCAUACGUAAUUAGUUAAUUAAAAAAUUACAAAACGGGAGUAUUUGUGUCAACAACUGCACGUUCGAAGGAUAAGUGCCUCAAGCGUUUGACUCGAUUGCUCAAUCAAAUGGAAAUAUUAGCUACCUUGUAUAAACAACAUUACGGUGCAAAUUUCUAAACCAUAUUGUCUUCUACACGAUCAAAUGAUGAAAUUUAGAUUUAAAUGUAUCAAAAUCCACCGAAAUCCACUUUAAUAGUAAUCUAAUUACCAAGACCACUUCCUAAUUAUUAUUCUCACAAAACCAGGUGUGCCCUGGGAGAGUCCGCUCUCCCUCUCGAAAUGCUCUCAUAUUGCCACACAUAUACAGCCUCUGCUAGGGAAGUCUUACUCACUGCCUUCUCGCUGAGGGGUGUUGUUUACGAAAUUGAGGGGAUGAAAAGCGAAUGUUCGGCACUUUAACCGGUCUAGUGGAUAUGGCGGAUCCACCUAGGGGAGUUGAAAAAUUAUGAUUCCAAAUGAAUGGUGCACAUGGGCUCCAGGAUCUCGAAGGAACAAAUGACAUAUGAACCAAUCGUUGUUCACCGACUACCACGAGACUACAUCUCCUGACUUUCCUCCCUUGUGGAUCAAACCUUUGGAUCGAAGACUCCGGGUGUUGACCCCCUAAGAGAACCACCUGCUUCGGUUUAGGCACCCGGGAAGUAUCCCAGCCCUCACACAAAUCGAAUGACAAAGUAUGAAGCAUAUAUAUUUGGUACCUCCUUGUGCGAAUGUUUAUAUGUUUAAAUAAAUAAAUAAAGAUAUGAAAACCCUCGACCUUGUGUUCUAAUCACUGUUUGCAUUUAUAUCUACACUGGUGUCUCGCUUCACAUUUCACCUUGCCAAAUUAGCUACUCCUUCUGGGAAGGCUUAUUAAAUUAUAGUGAGUUUUAGCUUAAUCAGUUUGAAUGGUAUUCAUUUCGUCGUCAAAAGUCGUCACUGUUCCGAUUCACUCUAUUUUCCCUCAUUUUUUACUUUUUAGAAUUUCCAACAAAACAACUCGGCGCCGUGUCAACUUUACGGCUAUGGUGGAUUUAACAUAUCUGUUACUCCAUCGUUUUCGGUUGGACGAUUGUUUUUCUUGAUGCAUUUUGGUGGUAUAAUUGCAGUAGCCAACAUUCGUGGUGGAGGGUUAGUUUAACUUGGACAAUUUUUUUCCAUUAUGUUCGUAAUUGUUGUGACGCGCGGCGUCUAAUAAUUGAAGCUAAUGCCCACUCUUACACACAAGACCGACUACCUGGGUGAAAAGAUGAAGAGUGAAGUUUAUUUGGGCUAAAUCGAAUCACAUGUAGUUAAUGUCUCAUCCUUUGCAAAAUAAAGCCAUCGUUUGGCUAUUUGAUUACACUGAUCACUCGGCGAUUCCUGAUUAGUCUGCUUUAUCAAUUUUGUGUAAAGUUUUUACUCAAGCUCACAGUGUUAGGUGGUCGGUGUCAUUAGUCUCAAUUGUAUCCAUCUAGGCAUGGAGUUUGUGAUCAAUGAAACUGAUUAAGAUACACCAAGAUCGUUCGUUUUUAAUCUGCUUAUGGCGUAUGUAAGAUAUCUAAAUAUUUUGUUUAAAAUAUUUAGCACAUAUCAAUCCUCUCUAUUCUAAAGAUUCGAAGCGUAUCUGAUGAAAAUGGUUGGCUUGCGAGCAUUGUAGGUAUUUAAUUACAAGUGCCUUUUAUUAAAUCACUGGCUGAUCGAUGUAGUUAUGAGUCUGAAACGAUUAAUCUGCUCUGGGCCAUGUGAAUAAACUCUCAUUGGUUCACGCGGUUGUGUUGUGGCUAAGUUAACUAGAAUCAAAUUUUUUGUAUUCCUGUUCCUCAUACGCAUAUAAUUUUAUUUGAUAAUUGAUAGAGAAUAUGGAAAAUCUUGGCACGACGCCGGUCGGCUGCAAAACAAACAAAACUCUUUCGAUGAUUUCCAAGCAGCAGCCGAAUACCUUCUUAAUCAUGGAUAUACUAACAACCAAAAACUGUACAUUCAAGGAGGUAGUAAUGGUGGACUUCUAGUUUGUGCCUGUUGCAAUCAACGACCUGAUUUAUUUAAAGCUGCUAUUGCUCAAGUCCCAGUGUGCGACCUUAUUAGAUUCCACAAAUUUACGAUUGGACACGCCUGGAAAAGUGACUAUGGAGAUCCUGAUAAUAAAAAGGAUUUUUCAAACUUGAUGCGGUAAUCCAUUUCUAAAUCAUUUAUUCAUUUCCUAUUUUUGGGACAUUUUCAUGUUUAUCAUUUAACCCUUACUUAACCGUAACUCCUGUGAUCAACUCACACAUCUCUAUUUCAUGUGCAUCAAUUAGUUGAUGACUUUUUGUGAAUAAAUUUCGUGAUUACCCUUUUAUAAACCUCAUACAACUAAAUCGGUCGACACGGAAAUGUAUUGACUUAAAGCGCUCACUAUUUGAGCUGAAAAUUUAUUAUAAAAUAACCCAUGGCUCUGAUAAAAUUCGAGAAUAUAUAUAAAAACGAAAAAUCGUCCAAACGAAUAGAAUGUAUAGCUUAUUAUUCCUCCUAGCUUAUUUUUUUCAAAUACUUUGAAGAUUAUGAUAAAUAUACACCCCAGUAUUGUAAGGGAGUUUGUAUAAGCCUGAUUCAAUAUUGCUUGCCAAAUUUACUAGUUCUUUUUCUGUACACUUUUUCAAAAUGUCUCACAGAAACUAAAAACUGAUCCAAUAUAUGAAUAAACUAAUGAUAUUCUUCAGUUGAUAUUAAUAGGUUUUGUAGUCCCGUUGUUUAAGGUGUUUUCGAAAUAAUUUAAAUCUAGAUUAUUCUUUGAUUUCACGGUAGGUUCUUGUGUAAAAAGAUAGUAAUCAGUUUUAAUAUCUAGCUGACGAAAACGAAUUAUAGGUCAAGAAAAUUCUAGCAUCUUAUAUGAUUCUAAGUUGUACUUAUCUACACACUCUUAUUAAUAUCAAUAAUAUUAUGGCUGGGAAAUCCGAAUAAUCUGUAACACCAUAUUAAUACCAUUAACGUUUGUUAAUCACUAAUAUACUUGUACUUUUAUUCACUGAGUAUAUUGUUGUAACAAUUUGUAACAGAAAUCAUGUGUAAAUAUGUUUUGCUUCUUAUAGCAUUUCCCCACUCCAUAACGUCAAGAUUCCAUCUAAUCCAGAUGUUCAAUAUCCAGCUUUAUUGAUUUUAACUGCAGAUCAUGAUGAUCGUGUUGUUCCGUUACAUUCAUUCAAGUUUAUUGCUACUUUACAAGAAAAAUUAUGUCGCAACUGUCGCCAAACAAACCCUAUUCUGAUUCGAAUUGAGCCAAAGGCUGGACAUGGACAAGGCAAACCAACAUCAAAAUCAAUUAACGAGGUAGUAGAUAUAUACUCCUUCUUACAAACUGCAAUGUCACUCACAUGGAAAGAAUAAUAUGGAUUGUUAUCGCAAUUACUAGUCUUUGAAUUUUUGGUACCUAAUAAUCUCGUCGCUGUUGUCAAUAUCUAUAGAUUAAUUUUACUAACUGCCCCCGAUUUGAUUUGUAUGAAGAUCGUCUGUGGUGCUUUGUUUAUUUAUUAACAUUCUUGGCUUUCAUAUAUAUAUAUUUCGUGUAACUAAACCAAACUUAUACAUUUGUUAUGACGUAUUAAAAAAUAUUUAAUGAUAUUACUAAUCGGUUGAUUCACUGUUUAUCUUUACGGUUUGAUAGAUUUCAACGGUGGCUUGUAGUUUUUUCUUUGUAAAACGAUAUGUAAUAAUAAAUAAUACGAAACGUAACCGAUAGUAAAUAACA
Messenger RNA from Schistosoma haematobium, 13091 nucleotides. RefSeq lists its product as uncharacterized. Gene Ontology annotation, molecular function: serine-type endopeptidase activity; oligopeptidase activity. The transcript has 8 exons. NCBI's taxonomy places the organism in Eukaryota, Metazoa, Platyhelminthes, Trematoda, Strigeidida, Schistosomatidae. Gene Ontology annotation, cellular component: cytosol. Bases 3511 to 3921 code for a protein of 136 amino acids. The record is from RefSeq and is a predicted model, not a curated record.